Messenger RNA from Cladophialophora bantiana CBS 173.52, 1770 nucleotides. RefSeq lists its product as uncharacterized. NCBI's taxonomy places the organism in Eukaryota, Fungi, Ascomycota, Eurotiomycetes, Chaetothyriales, Herpotrichiellaceae. The record is from RefSeq and is a predicted model, not a curated record. The transcript has 2 exons. The coding region runs from base 1 to 1770 and encodes 589 amino acids. Gene Ontology annotation, molecular function: FAD binding.
AUGGCCACUGACGGAAUUUGCCAUAAUAUUUCGACUCCGGUUCUCAUCAUAGGCGCCGGUCCUGCCGGCGCCACGACCGCCCUGUUGCUCGGUCGCUAUGGAAUCCGGUCGGUCGUGAUAUCUCGCCAUCGAGGCACAGCCAACACCCCAAGGGCGCAUAUUUUCAACCAGCGUGCAAUGGAGGUGCUUCGCGAUGCUGGAGUUGAAGACAUCGCGAAGACAGUCGCGUCGACCAAGGAGCAAAUCGCGCAUGUGGCAUGGUUACACACCCUCAAUGGCGAGGAGUAUGGCCGAGUCCACGCUUGGGGAACCAAACCAGAUCGCAUUGGAGAGUACCUUGUUGCAAGUCCAUGUGAGAUGUCUGACCUCCCGCAAAGCGUGCUUGAGCCCAUCCUCGUUGAAGAAGCCACAAAGCUGGGAGUAGAGUUUCGAUUCUCUACUGAGUUCCUUUCACAGAUCCAACUUCCAGAUGGACGGGUUGUAACAUCAGUCCGCAAUCGGAUCACCUCCGAAACUUACAACAUCACUGCUCAAUAUCUAGUUGGUGCUGACGGGGCAAGGAGUUCUGUCAUCUCCAGUCUCGGAAUACCCAUUGAUGGAAAGCAGCUGAGUAAUGCAUUUGGCGUCCACAUCAAAGCAGAUCUGAGCAAAUAUUUCACCCAUCGUCCAGGAUCUAUGGCAUGGAUACUGGAUCCGGACGCACCGGACUGGUCGUCUCAUGGGUCCAUUAGGAUGGUAAGGCCGUGGAAUGAAUUCCUUGUUUCGAUGCACAAUGCGAAACAAGAUGUCCACUACGAGCCUUGUGCAGAAGAUGUUAUUCGGCGAUUGCACCAGAUGAUCGGCGACAGCUCGAUCCGAAUCGAGCUUUUGAGCUUUUCACGAUGGACUAUCAAUGAUCAAGUGGCCCGGACAUGGCAGAAAGGUAACGUAUUCUGCAUCGGCGAUGCUGUUCAUCGGCAUCCUCCAAUCAAUGGGCUCGGGUCAAACACUUGCAUCAGCGAUGCUUUCAAUAUUGCUUGGAAACUGGCGUACGUCCUGAGAGGUAUAGCGGAUCCUUCUAUCCUUGAAAGCCUUACCCUCGAACGAAAGCCGGUUGGUGAUGGGAUUGUGAGGAGAGCUAAUGAUGGAAUGCUGAUUCACAGAAAGUUGUGGCAAUUGAUGGGCUCAACCAAGGAAGAGCGGGCAGUUGUGUCCGGGGCACUGCAAGCCGCAAGCGUCGAAGGCACGCGCCUGAGAAAGGAACUGCGCAGUAUAAUUGAGGAAACCGACGACGAAUUCAAUGCCUUGGGAAUUCAGAUGAAUCAGAUCUAUUCGAUGUCUCCGCUUCGCUUAGUCGAGGAUAACGACAGUCCGCCCAAUCUUCACGGAGUGAACUUGCUGAAGCAACAAGUAAUCUCAACCUUUCCCGGCUUUCAUCUACCGCACGCGUGGGUGGUGAAAGAUGGCCAAUCCGAGCGGGUAUCUACACUAGACCUGGCUGGACACGGCCAGUUUGUUCUCUUCACAGGCGUUGGCGGUAAAGGCUGGUUACAGGCAGCACAGGACAUCUCGCGGGAAGACGGGGUCCCUGUAAAAGGCUACGGAAUAGGCAGAGGACUCGAAUACUUUGAUGCUUAUUGGGAUUGGGAGAAAGUCAGGGGCGUCGAAGAAGACGGAGCUAUACUGGUGAGGCCGGACCAUUUUGUCUGCUGGAGAUGCAAACGUCUUGUCUCAGACCCCGCAUCAAGGCUGAGAAAGGUGAUGCAUGUGCUUCUUUGUCCUCCGCAGUAG